AGAUAUUACAAAUACUUUCUAACUAAUACUGUAUGUGCAUUAUUUUUCAAGAUCUUUGACGAAUAACCCUAUACGAGUUUUUGAUGACAACUUUUUUGAAAGUUCUUCACUUCAAUUCCUCUUUGCCGAAAACACAAACAUCAGUGAGUUCCACUUUAUAUCAAGGACCGCCAUAUCUUCACGGAAGACGCAAAUCUACUUGGUCCCAUCCAGUUCCCAUUCAUCUUUUCAAAUCAAAAGAACGAAUAAUACCCAGUUUCUAAAACGCUUACUCGGAUUCAGUGGUAUCAAUUGUAAAGAAGAUGGAUAUUGCACCCAUUGUCCAAUAGGUGCUUUCACAAUAGUACCUGGUUUGUAUUCAAUGAACUCAAGGUGCUACAACUGUCCUGCAGGUGGAUUCUUUCAGGAUAACAUCGGUCACGUGUUAACGACGUUUGACGUUUUUAAAGGCUGUAAGACUUGUCCACCCGGAACAUAUGUCAGCAUUGAAAAUGCACCAGGAAAGAGCAGUUUAGAUUGUAAAAAAUGUCCUUCAGGAACAAAAUUCAGUGACUUUGCAGGAUUCAGAGCUUGUAAGUGCCUUCCUGGAUUUUAUCGAACCGAUCGUUUCGGCCCUUGUGAGAAGUGUCCAACAGAUGGCGUUGUCUGCAGAAAUGAGUUGAUUUUCCUAAAACCUGGAUUCUACUGGGCCUGGGACUCAAAUCCUCGUAAGGAGGCUUUCCGCAAACUUGCCAGAAAUCUCGAGAUCGAAGAUGACACAUAUGAUAUCAAUAAUACAAAGUAUAUUGGACGACUACCACCUGCGUAUUCUUGUCCUGUACGAGAAGCUUGUACAGGGUCGAUCUUCUCUGAAUGUUCUGAAGGCUACACUGGGGUCCUUUGUAGUGUUUGCGUUGAAGGUUUUCAUAAAAGUGCUAGCUUAGGAUGUAGGAAGUGUUCCAUUGGGUGGAUUUCACUACAAGCUGUGAUCAUCCUAUUCUUCAUAAUUUCGUUUGCGACUUUAGUGAGAAAGAAGAAAAGAAGAGAUAAGAGUGGUCGUUCCAUCUCAGAAAUAUUGAUGUCUCAAAUCAAGAUUACUAUAGGUUUUUAUCAAGUCAGUUUAGGAAUGAUACAGAGCUUUUCGUUCAUAGAUUGGCCAGAGAAUUUGAACAAAUAUGUUGAAUAUGCAAAUAUCUUGCAACUGAACUUGUUUCAAGUCUUGCCUCUACACUGCCUCGUACCAAGAUUCACAUUCAAUCCUUUUUACAAAAUGGUUAUGAUGAUAUUAGGAAAUGUGUUUGUGAUUAUUGUAGCCACUAUCAUCUAUUACUUUCGUAAAUCUCGCAUUAACAAGAAGGACUUACCCGAUGAACAAAAGACAGCUGCUAUUUCAUCUGCCAAAGAAACAAACUAUCGCUUUAUCAUCUUCUUCUUAUUUCUUACAUUCCCAUCAACAUGUACCAGCAUUAUCACUGUGAUGCCAGCAGCGUGUCAUGAAAUUUGCUCUGAACAAAGCUGUAGGUGGUACCUGAAGGCGGACUACGGACUGAAGUGUUUCGACAGCUACUAUUACAAUAAUUACAUUCAGAUUACUUUGGAAGUGCAACACCAAAACAAAGCUCAAAGACGAUCAAGUUCUUUCCCAAAAGAAUGA
This is a messenger RNA of Actinia tenebrosa (Australian red waratah sea anemone), 1633 nucleotides long. Its product is annotated as cysteine repeat modular protein A-like. Lineage: Eukaryota; Metazoa; Cnidaria; Anthozoa; Actiniaria; Actiniidae. The record is from RefSeq and is a predicted model, not a curated record.